Setaria italica (foxtail millet) is the source of this 1221-nucleotide messenger RNA. Its product is annotated as probable prolyl 4-hydroxylase 7. Gene Ontology annotation, cellular component: endoplasmic reticulum. Gene Ontology annotation, biological process: peptidyl-proline hydroxylation to 4-hydroxy-L-proline. Gene Ontology annotation, molecular function: L-ascorbic acid binding; iron ion binding; procollagen-proline 4-dioxygenase activity. The coding region runs from base 73 to 981 and encodes 302 amino acids. The transcript has 7 exons. The record is from RefSeq and is a predicted model, not a curated record. NCBI's taxonomy places the organism in Eukaryota, Viridiplantae, Streptophyta, Magnoliopsida, Poales, Poaceae.
GCCUGGACGGUUGACAACCCUGCUUCUUCUUCCCCAACACUCCACCCGUCGUCCUCCCAAUCUCGCGGCGCCAUGGAUUUCCACCGCCACCUCUUCCUCGCCGCCGCGGUCGCGCUCCUACUCGCCGACGGAUUUGUCCCCGCCACCGCGGCGAGCCUGGGCGCCGGCGGCUUCGACCCCUCCCGCGUGGUCCAGCUGUCGUGGCGUCCCAGGGCGUUCCUGCACAAGGGGUUCCUGACGGAUGCCGAGUGCGACCACCUGAUCGCGCUGGCCAAGGACAAGCUGGAGAAGUCGAUGGUGGCGGACAACGAGUCCGGGAAGAGCGUCCAGAGCGAGGUGCGCACCAGCUCCGGCAUGUUCCUCGAGAAGAAGCAGGAUGAAGUGGUAAAGAGAAUAGAAGAGAGGAUAUCUGCUUGGACAUUUCUUCCACCAGAGAAUGGUGAAUCCAUUCAGAUAUUACACUACCAGAACGGUGAGAAGUAUGAGCCCCACUAUGACUACUUCCAUGACAGAAAUAAUCAAGCCCUUGGGGGCCACCGCAUUGCUACUGUGCUUAUGUACCUAUCAAAUAUUGAGAAGGGCGGAGAGACUAUAUUCCCCAAUGCAGAGGGGAAGCUAUUACAACCCAAGGACGACACCUGGUCUGAGUGUGCAAGAAAUGGAUAUGCAGUUAAACCGGUAAAGGGUGACGCCCUUCUGUUCUUCAGUCUCCACCCUGAUGCAACAACAGAUUCCGACAGCUUGCACGGGAGCUGCCCCGUCAUCGAAGGCGAGAAGUGGUCUGCUACUAAAUGGAUCCAUGUGAGGUCGUUUGACCUCCCUGUCAAGCAGUCAGGUUCGUCUGACGGAUGUGAGGACGACAAUGUUCUCUGCCCCCAGUGGGCGGCCGUGGGUGAGUGCGCGAAGAACCCUAACUACAUGGUAGGGACCAAGGAAGCACCUGGCUUCUGCCGGAAGAGCUGCAAAGUAUGCGCAGAGUAAGCCAUUAAUCCGCUGCAUGUUAUGUAGUUGUCCCAAUUCCCGGGUGUAGAUAGGACUGAGCAUAGCAUGGACCUGGAAGAAGGAAAUGUAAGAGAGGCAGAGAGCUAUCUGUUAUCACCUAUGCAGGCCAGGAAAUCAACAGCUAGAACACUUAUUUAUGUUUUGUCCAAACUUCAAAUACCCUCUUCAGUUGAGCAAUCCAAUCAAUGGCAAUCGAUAGAGCAAUCUUGUUUCCUUCAA